Messenger RNA from Paramecium pentaurelia, 3519 nucleotides. NCBI's taxonomy places the organism in Eukaryota, Ciliophora, Oligohymenophorea, Peniculida, Parameciidae. The record is from the annotation of a GenBank genome assembly.
AUGCAAUAAUAUUAGGAAUUAAGUUUUGGGCAAGUAUUGUCAAUCGAGAUUGCUAAGAUUGGAGAUAAUAAAAAUAUGUUUGGGACAAAAGCAUUAAUCUUAAUACUUAUAUCAUUAAUGAGCUUUAGUUUAAAAUAAGAAUAAAACCAAGGUUAUGAAUAUUUUAUUAAUGUAAUAUUUGAAGUUAUUCUAGUUUUUAAGUAUAUUCACAAGACCACCAUAUAUAUUGUUUAUACCAAUAUGUAUCUUAAUGUUGAUUCUAUACUUCUUUUUUUAUGGUUGUCUUCUUUUGAUUUCGUACUUGCAAUAUCAGAGUUAGAAUAAAAUAACUAUGUCUAAAAAUAAUUUUAAGAGAUUACAUAUAUUGAUGUUGUUGGGAAUUGAAUGUGCAGUGUGGCUUAGCUGUCCAAUUGUAGAUACUUGAUUAAAUUCUAGUUAUCUAUCAACUUGGGGAUGUUCAAUAAGCAAAGUAGUUCCUGGAGUACAAUCCCAAUUAUAAACAUAUUUUUGCACUCUAUUAUUGUGUUAAGUUACUUCUAUUUCUAUCGUAGUUAUCAAUUCAAUUAAUUAGGAUUGUAUAGAACUUUCAAUCUAGCAUCUUAUUGUUACUAUUUGAUUGUGAUAUUUAUAGUAGCUAUAGAUUGGAAUACAAAAUUGCAGAUACAGCCAUAUAUUUUAUGGUUGCUCAGCAUUUUCAAAUUGAUAGACAUAAUAUUGUUCUUGCCAUAUAAGAUAACAUUUGAAAAUAAAAUAUAUAAGUUUGGAUCUACAGGAUUAUUCAUUGUAUCCUUAUUGGGUUCUGAUAAUAAAUUACAGAAUUCAUAAAUGGAGAUAACAUCUUUGAGACUUUACUCUUGGCAUUUCCUAUAUUCUUUUAUUUAUUUAAAUAGCUUUAAGGAUGGAAAUGGAAGAAUUUAAUAUUAUACAUGAGGAGUGGAUCAAUGAAAUAGAUGGACAUAAAGAAAAUGUGUUCAUCUUUGGAAGCACUUGUAUGGUAUAUAGAAUAGGCAAGAAUGGAUUCAUAUAUAUUUAUGCUUUCACUUUUUGUGUUAAAAUAUCAUACUUAAAAUUGUAAUGAUUCUAAUUGUGAAUGUAAAGAAGAUUUAUCUAGAUCUAAUACUUAAAAUGGAGAAAGUAUGACUCAUAGAUCAUCAUUCCAAUCUAAAACAGCUUUAUUGAGUAAUGGAGAUAAAAAUAGUAAUCAAUAUAAUAUUUCUCAAAAUUUGGAUGUGAGUUAAUUUCAGAACACUAUCAAAGAUGGAAGUCAUAAAAAUGAUUCAUUUGUUGGUGGAGUUCAUCCAUAAUAUGAAUAAUAAACGUUAAGGCCAUCUAAAGCUAUUCUAUUUUAACCAAUGAAAUUCAUCUAGAAUAAUAUAAUCAAUGAAGAUCUCAUUUCAUAAUAUGUCAAAAUAUAGUUUCAUUAAACUAUUUAAUAAUUGUCAUUUUCUUUACAUUUAGACGAAGUUGAAUAUUUAUCAUUAAAGUACAUUUCUUUUAUGUUCUCCUUCAAGAAAAAUAGUCUAUCAUCUCUCACAAAACUCAAACAAAUUUAAAGUAGAACUAUUCAAUUUUCUUACUUCUUUCAAAAUGUUACCAAAGUAACAGAAUCAUAAUUUAUUGAUGCACUUAAAUUGAAACACUUUGAUGAUAAAAAUACAUAUGAUGAUCUUGUAAAAAUGAAUGUAACUGAAAUAUCGCGAUUAGAGAUGGUAAAAGAUGAUUUUGUUAAGAGUAUUGUAUCUGUCUUAAGAAAAAAGAUAACAUUAUGGGAAAAUUUAUGUUCUGGUGAUAUUUAAAAUAUGAAUCGAUUUUUAGAGGAUAUUAUCAAAAUUUUACUUCAAAUUGAAUAGAUUGAUAUGUUAGGAUAUGAAAAUUAUGAAGAUAUGAUUCAAAAUCUACGUAUUAGAGGAUUACAAUCAUUUCAUUAAAGUUAGAAUUUAGAUAAAUUAUAAAUAUCAAGUAUCAUGCCACCAUAUUUGACAGCAUCUCACAAUUAUUUCAUUUCUAGAUUUAUUCAUAGGGGAUAUACAUAUUAUUAUGAUAAACCAAUCAAUUCUUAUGCAUGUGAUGCAUAAGGUUUUGUGUUUCCAAUCAAUAUUAAUUUAUCUUUUAAUUUUUAAAAUCUAUCUGAUUUUACACUAUUAGGAUCUAUUUUGAAAAUUAAAGAUGAUGAUGAAUGGCGUCUAAUUUUAGGUUUUUCUAUGCAUACAUUUAAUAAAUUGAUAUUGAAAGGAGCUUUAGAUGAAUUUGGAAUGGUAUAAUAUAAAUCUAUUAAUUAAAAACUUGAAAAACUAGGUCAUCUUAAAAAUGCUAUAUUGCAUAAGAUAGCCAAAGAUGAUAAUGCUAAAUUAUUUAAGAAAACUAACACUAUGCAUUAAAAAUAAAAUACUUCAAAAAGUUAAAUAAAAAGAACAUAUCAAAAACAAUCUGACAUUUUGUUAUAAUUUGGUAACAUUUAACACUUUUUACCAUUAAUUGGAAAAUCAAUUACAGAUUUACUUUCUAAAGAUAUCUUUAAAAAAUUAUAAAAAGAAUCCUAAGAAUAAUUUAAUAAAUUAACAGACAAUCAAAAAGCUUAAGAUUUCUAACAAUAAAAUAAUAAUAAGUUUUUUGAAAAAUAGGCUAGUAAUUUAUUCUAAAGACAAAUAAGUUAAUUUAUUGAUCGUUAAUAGAGCUUAAAUUAAGGUGGAUUAUCUAGUUCUAUGUUAGAUAAAGAUCAAUAUAGAAAUGUUAUUAUGAAUAAUUUUAUUGAUGAAAAAGAAUAUGUCUUUAUUGUAGGAUGAAAGAUUGGUUCUUUAUGUACCUAGAAAUUAUAAUGAAUUAAUUGAAUAUUUUAAUGAUGCUGGAGAGAGAUUAAUGGAAAGUAAAAAUGAUAUGGAAACUAAAUCUAUACGUAGAUAAUAAAUGUAGAAUAAAUAUUCAUAUAUUAAAUAAUAAUAGAAUUGUUAUCAUUUAUUUGAUACAGAAUUCUAAGAUUUUAUAGAUAACAAAGUGAGAAAAUAUUAUUCUAAAGCUUUAUUAAAAGAAGCAUUAGAAUCUCAUGAUUUUAAACUCUUAUAGCAAGUAAGAUACAAGUGUGUUUCAUCUAUUGAUGUAGGAGUUGGAGGAGUAAGUGACAAAGAUUAAUUCUUAUAUUUUGUGUGCAAAUUAUCAUCAUUAAAUCUAUAAAAAGCAAAAAGAAAGGAUGUUUUAAAAAUUCAUAUGAAAAAAGAAAAAAAUUAAUAAUUUGAUGGAGGUGAAGAAUUAAGGAAAAGUUUGAUUUAAUAGGUUUCUUCUAUGGAUUCAUUUGAUAAAGAAAAACCUAAAAGAUCUUUAUCCAUUUAAGAAAGUUUUGGUCCUUCUCAAUAAUAAUAAAUUAAAUAUAAGGGAUAGAUUGAUUAACCAAUUAUUGUCACUUUGGCUAUUCCAGAUAACAGAACAUAUUUAUCUUCACUUAAUAGAGAUGAUGGACCAAAUAUGAAAGUCAAUUUUGAAGCUGAAAAUUAAAAAUUAAAUGAAUCCUCUUUUGAUAUAAUAUGA